Messenger RNA from Diprion similis, 753 nucleotides. RefSeq names its product lipopolysaccharide-induced tumor necrosis factor-alpha factor-like. Bases 273 to 710 code for a protein of 145 amino acids. Gene Ontology annotation, molecular function: zinc ion binding. The transcript is spliced from 3 exons. Lineage: Eukaryota; Metazoa; Arthropoda; Insecta; Hymenoptera; Diprionidae. The record is from RefSeq and is a predicted model, not a curated record.
CCAUAUAAGGUGCGAUGACAUUGUUAUCAUCUCGGUCUUUAAUCCUUCCUAUCUUCGACCAUUGACUAGACAGAAAUCAUCACUGAAUUUGGCAUGGAAUUAAGUUUCAUAGAUUAGUUCCUCGCCCAACGUAAUGAGAUAACGUUAUCUUGAUAUGGUUGAAUUUUCACACCGCGAACGAUCCAGUUCGCAACAACCAUUCGUUCUUCGAACUUCGUGCAGCAUUUGCAUCGUCGAAAAAAAUUCAAGGUACACGUCAAACAUUCACAGUAAUGGACAAGGAACCGCCUCCUCCUGGAUUUAUCAACCAGCAGCCACCCCCAUAUUCUCCACCGAUGGGACAGACGACGGGAACCUCGGUACCGCUUUCUACGUUACCCCCGUAUACUGAACAACCCCAAUAUCAUCCUCACGGCGCAAACGUGACGUCACACGUCAUCACCCAGCAGCCAGGGACAACAGUUCAUGUCAUUACUAAUGUAUCCCCAUUUGGACCGGAACCAAUAACGAUGACUUGUUUCAAGUGCAAUCGCACGGUCAGCAGCGUAGUCAUUAAGCAGCCGACUACUAGAACGCACUUGUGGGCAUGCUUUUUAUGCAUGUUCGGCUGCUGGCCCUGCGCUCCUAUCGUCUACUGCACGGAAUCCUGUCUCGACACUGCACACUACUGUCCCAGCUGUAAAUCCUAUCAAGGAAAGUAUAUACGUUAAGUAACGACUGAGGAGGACAUUGAGAUCGAUGAUCAACGGACCC